Rhododendron vialii is the source of this 1439-nucleotide messenger RNA. Its product is annotated as probable 3-hydroxyisobutyrate dehydrogenase, mitochondrial. Gene Ontology annotation, molecular function: NAD binding; NADP binding; 3-hydroxyisobutyrate dehydrogenase activity. The record is from RefSeq and is a predicted model, not a curated record. NCBI's taxonomy places the organism in Eukaryota, Viridiplantae, Streptophyta, Magnoliopsida, Ericales, Ericaceae. Bases 148 to 1203 code for a protein of 351 amino acids. The transcript is spliced from 10 exons. Gene Ontology annotation, biological process: L-valine catabolic process.
GUAGAAAACUGAGUAUUAGGAAUGGGUGGGGUGGUAGUGGGGACAAUAAAAAAUUGAAAGGAUAAAAGCUAUGAACACAGAGACAAAAUAGCGGCAAGAAGUAAUUUAUUGCUUGUUCCCAUUUUUCUCCCACCAGCCCUUUCAGCAAUGGCGAUUUACAGAGUGAGAUCACUGUUGCCUCUUUCCAAAUGCAAAUCCAACUUCAGUUCCUAUUUCUUGCAAUCGUUUUCAGUUCGCAGAUUAUCUGCAUCUACCACCCCUCCUCAAUCACAACAGGUUGGAUUUAUAGGGCUUGGCAGCAUGGGUUCACGAAUGGCUAACAAUCUGAUUAAGGCAGGAUAUGAAGUCACUGUUCAUGACUUAAACCGUAGUGCGAUGAAGUUAUUCUCAGAGAGGGGAAUUCUCACGAAAGAGUCGCCUUUUGAAAUUGCGGAAACAAGUGAUGUUGUGAUUACUAUGCUGCCUUCAUCGGCAAAUGUGUUGGAUGUUUACACUGGACCAAAUGGUUUGCUUCGCAGUGGGAAUGUACUGAGGCCCUGGUUAUUUGUAGAUUCAUCUACAAUUGAUCCUCAAACAUCAAGAAGGCUUUCUGUGGCUGUAUCUAAUUGCUCAUUAAAAGAGAAAAAACAUAACAGGGAGACCCCUGUCAUUUUGGAUGCUCCUGUAUCUGGAGGUGUUCUUGCUGCAGAGUCUGGAACACUCACUUUUAUGGUUGGCGGCUUAGAGGAAGCUUAUCUGGCCGCAAAAUCCUUGUUCCUCUCGAUGGGGAAAAACACUAUUUACUGUGGUGGAGCAGGAAAUGGUUCAGCAGCAAAGAUUUGCAACAAUUUGGCAUUGGCUGUUAGUAUGCUUGCCGUAUCAGAAGGAUUUGCACUUGGCCAGUCUUUGGGAAUUUCUGCCACUACUCUAACAAAGAUAUUCAACUCCUCAAGUGCUCGCUGUUGGAGUAGUGAUACUUAUAAUCCAGUGCCUGGAGUUAUGGAAGGGGUUCCUUCUUCAAGGAAUUAUGAUGAUGGCUUUGCGUCUAAGCUCAUGGCAAAAGAUUUAAAUCUUGCCACCACAUCAGCCCAAGAAGUCGGUUUUAAAUGCCCAUUGACAUUGCAAGCUGAACAAAUAUUCAUGGAGCUAUGUAAUCAGGGUCAUGGAACAAAAGACUUCUCUUGUGUCUUCCGUCACUUCUAUUCUGGCAAGGAUGAGACAUGAUUACUAAUUUUCGGAAGGCCCUGAGCUUCUUGAAAUGAAUGUGAAUCUCUGACUGAUUUGGUAGGUGUUUUUGUAUGAAUGUGUGCUGAUAGAAACAAUUCCGAUAUUUAGACACAAUAAAUCACUCCGAUGUUUAACGCUGAAGCAAGAAUCAGAACUCAUGUGGCGUACCUGUUUGUCUUUCUAUUAGAUAAGAAAUGGUUUUGGGCAUGUGAUAAUGCAAGUUGUUUUAGUCA